Molecule: messenger RNA, 561 nt
Organism: Phytomonas sp. EM1
Lineage: Eukaryota; Euglenozoa; Kinetoplastea; Trypanosomatida; Trypanosomatidae
Source: the annotation of a GenBank genome assembly
AUGCAAAACGUCACCCAUCCGAUGGGUCGGGCGCCGCGGCCCGACGCGUCCCCUUCCCCCUCUUCUGCCAUCUCGCCUUCAGCGACGAUCCCCUCCCUUCUCUCCUCCCCCCCCGACACGGACGUCCUCAAGGGAGACCCUCCCAAGACACACCCGGUCGUGCCAUCGGAGUGGAUCUCCGGCGAAAAGGGGGGGCCCCCGAUCCUUCCCACCUCCCUUUUCGUGACGUCUCCUUCCUCCUACGCCACCUCGGUUGGGUCACAGGGGGUCCUCUGGGCCGUGACACACCAGGGCGCGCCAACGGAGGGGGCCGUGCAUCGCAGCCGGAGGGUGGCGGGAUCAGAAUCGGGAUCGGGACCGGUUUGGACCCAUGCAGAAACGCCUUCCCACGGGGCUGGGACGGGAACCCCCUUCGAUGGGUCCUCUUGGGGCCUCCCCGAGGAGCUCUCGCGAAGCCUCCGGCACAUGGAGCCCUCCACCGAGGGUUCUCAGGGCGCGACUCCGGUGAAAAAUCGUGCAGCUCUCGAGGCGGCGGCAGAGAUGCUGAGUUCCUCAAAAUAG